GACGGCAUGGGGAGGGAAGCAAGGCAGCUCGGACCUUAUAGACCAAUAUCACAGACACUGUUUACAAUGGACCGACUGUAGCAAUACCAGGCACAGGCGUGAAAUACCGCAUAGAAUAAUGGGAAAGGCAGACACCGGGAUAGCAGACACACGUCUGAGUAUCAGCAGAGGGGACACAGAUCCCUGGGGGCUGCAUGGGAACGAGAUAGACUUAAGGGAGAUUGCUUCACAGAAUCAGAAAGAGCAACUAUGUUGCAAGUGAGCGGACACAAACCAUAGAUACAGUUUAAAGGGACGUUGAACGGAAACUUGGCUAUUUGAUCCCUGCAUAUAUUUUUUUUUAACUAUAUAUAGAGUACAAUACUUUUAAAAAUAUCCGUAUUUAUAUUUAACUUCUUUCUGAGUUUGUAACAUUUUGCAUUCCCUUGUAGCUGAUCUUGGAGUUAAAUAUAGAUGCUGGUAUUUUUAACCACUUUUAAUAUGCUGUGACCAAAUAUCCCCGUUUUAAGUUUUCUGAUUUGUUUGAUUUUAUAGAGAGUAAGAUAUUUGUUCAUACAUUCUCUUUUUAAUCUCCAGAUAGCUGACAAAUUAUUGGUGAUAUAGUUGCAGGUAUUUGAAAGAAGUUUAUUUAUUUGGUAUUUGAGUAUGAAGAAGCUAGUCAGACAUUAGUGGAAAUAGUGAUGACAAACUUGAAAUAGAGAUUAUCUAGAGAGAGAGAGAGUGCUCUGCGAGAGGGGAGAGACAUACUGCUGUACAUCUGACAUAUGAAGUCUUGUAUAUGGGGAAGAAAUAAAGUAGAGGCAGAUAUCUGAGUCUGGUGAUUUGCAUUACAAUCCUAUAAUUCUUCACUUGGAAAAAAAACAACAAACAAAGUUGUUUAUUUUUUGCUCAUAUAUUUCUCUAACAUUUUGAGAGUUCAUUCACAUUUAAUAAAUCAACUCUAAAGUAUAUUUUGGGAUUUUUAGAGCUGUACAAUACUGAGCCUAGGGCACUGAGAGCAGAGUCAUCUUUAAAGACAACAUAGAGAAAAUGCUUGAGAAAUGAGGCAGGCAUCUGAGAUACAAGGAAUAUAGACAUCUGAAAAAAAAAUGUUUUGAGAAGACUAAGCAAGAUGUGAGACGUUGAAUGGACAAAGGAGCAGCAAUGGCAAAACUACAUGAUGAUAGAAAGUUAGAUGACUAAAGUUAAGACAAAGUUUACAAAAGCAUUUGUGUAGACAGUGGGUGGACUCUCAGCUGCUAUCACGAUGUACUGCCUACAGUGGCUGCUUCCUGUCCUGCUGAUCCCAAAACCAUUGAACCCAGCCCUCUGGUUUAGUCACUCAGUGUUCAUGGGUUUCUACCUACUGAGCUUCCUGCUUGAGAGGAAGCCUUGCACCAUUUGUGCCUUGGUAUUCUUUGGUGCCCUCUUUCUCAUUUGCUACAGCUGCUGGGGUAACUGCUUUCUGUAUCACUGUGGUUCCAGUCAGCUGCCAGAUGCUGCUAAUGACCCAGCGGUGGUGGGCACCUAGAGGAGUUUCAUGGUACAGCCCCAUCCUAUGGAGAUCUGCUUUCUGCCAGUGCAGUAUUUUCCCAUCCCAUGGAGCCGCUUUCUACCAGCAAACAGGCAGAGCUUGCGCAGAUUUGUGUGUCUCAAUGACUGAAUUGACACAGCUUGGACACCAUCUUAAAUUAAGGGCGCAUGGUGAAAAUAACAAUUUUUCAGACUUGUAUUUGAUACCCUGCAUUCAUUGUUGGUGCCCACAAACCCUUUCCUUAGCACUACCCAAACAUCAAUGGGGACAGACAGCAUGGCACUGCCAUCCCUUGGUAUUUAAGGUUUUGGGGGAUUUUAUUCAUCUGUAUUUUGAUGUAUUUUUCUCCUCCAAUCUAGAUUGUUUUGCAAACAUGUUAAAACAUUUAACCUCUUCCACUCCGGAAUCACCAGGGAAUUAGUUACUUGAUAUCAGAUUUCUCCAUCGCCACUUGCAAGUGACAACCAAAUCCCCUUUUUUUUUUUUUUUUUUUUUUUUUUUUUAAGCCAGGUUAUGUGAGGGAAUUACCCAUUACCCUCCUAGAAGGGAAAAUAUUGAAAAAUCCUUUUAAAAUAAUCUGACAAAUUAUUUAGAACAACAUGUUGAUGGAAGUGAUUUUAUGUAACCAGUUUAUUGCAAGAACAAGAUAAUCUAAUAUGUAAAAGAACAGGUUAAUUAAAAUGUCUUCACCUUGCUGAAUUUAGGAGGGCUUGUGGCUCAACUUAUGUGGGAAGGAUAGUCCUGUGUGGGAUGGCAGAUUUGGGUAUUUUGACCUCCUGCCUCCAAAAAUUUUAUCCUUUUUUUUGUGUUGGGAAAAUCUGAAUAAAGCUUGAUUAAUUGUGAUCUAUUUAGAUGAAAAUAAUAUAUAUAUUCCUUAACUGGGUUCUAUACAUGUCAGCAGCUGAGUAUAUGAUUGAGGACUUUAUGCCCAGCUUAGACUAUGAACAAAAAUAUGUGACGUAUUCAUUUGCUAGAUAGUUUUUUUUUUUUUGUUUUUUUUUUUACUUCUGGUAUGUUAGUGUGCUAUUUCAGGCCACCAGCUUUACUUAAAGGGACAUGAAAAUCAAAGUUAAACUUUAAUUAUUCAGAGUGCAAUCUUUAAAACACCAAAAUAAUCAAAUUUACUUAUUUAAUAAAAUCUACCUCUUUCUCUUGGUUUCCUUUAUUGAAACUUAGAUCAUUUCCAUGAGAGCAUACUGAUGUAGGCUCAUAAGCAAUGCAUAUGAGCUGAGAACUAUAUUAUAACAGUGUUACCAACACAUCUGCCAUAUAGCGACUAAGACACAUGCUCCUACAUCAGUUUGCUCUCAUGGCUAAGUUUCAACAAAGUAUCCGGAUAGAAAGAGGUCAAUUUUGUUUUUUAUUUAAAUUGUAUCCUCUAUCUGAAUCUAUUUUAAUAUAAAAUAUCUAGUUAUGAAUAGUAAAACAACUUUGCAAUAUA
Bombina bombina (fire-bellied toad) is the source of this 2954-nucleotide messenger RNA. RefSeq names its product BLCAP apoptosis inducing factor (gene BLCAP). The coding region runs from base 1247 to 1510 and encodes 87 amino acids. NCBI's taxonomy places the organism in Eukaryota, Metazoa, Chordata, Amphibia, Anura, Bombinatoridae. The transcript is spliced from 2 exons. The record is from RefSeq and is a predicted model, not a curated record.